AUGUCGUCAAGCCUUUUUAUCUUGGAUGAAAAUCUGGAGCCACUGGUAUCUAAGAAUAUCAGGGCACUACCGAAUCUGUCGUCGGUUCUUUCGAGCUUCAAACAAUGUUAUCAUGACGAGUCGCCUCCAGUUCUCUCCCAGAACAAUUGGUUCUUUAUACAUUUGAAGAGAGACUUUUUGCAUUUUGUUUCAGUGAUACAUACCACAGACAAACCGAAUAUAGAUUUGAUGACUAUACUAGCCUUUCUAGAACAAUUCUAUCAUCUUUUACAAAAAUACUUUGAAAUCAAGGUCUUAACCAAAAAUGUCAUACUGGACAACGUCUUACUUGUCUUGGAAUUGAUGGACGAAUGCAUAGACUUUGGUAUUGUACAAGUAACAGAUCCAAGUAUUAUCAAGGACUACAUCCGUGUUAAAGUCAAUCUGCCAAAAGUCACAAUAGACAACGAGGAGUGGAGCUCUAAUGAAGAGAGCAGUAGUAGUAGUAGCGGUAGCGAUAGCGAUAGCCAGUACAGUAAUACGAAGAAGAGGAAGGAUAAAAAGAGGAAAAAGAAGAAUAAAAAGAGCACCAAAGGGAAGAAUGUGGGUAAGAACAAAUUAAAAAGUAUAAUGGUAAACAAUAAGGAAAAUAGGGGCAUCAACGUGGUAGAAUCCGUCAAAGAGACACUGAGAAACAAGAAUGAUGCCGGUAAAGAGUCCAUUAAUGAUGAGCUCCCCAAUGAUGGCAAUGAUUUAUACAUCAAUGGAGACAUUGCGAAGACAAUUAUAAUGCCCAUAUCAUGGAGAACAAAGGGGAUACAUUACGCCAAAAAUGAGUUCUUUCUUGAUGUUAUUGAACGUGUGCAGUACUUAAUGGAUUUUGAAAAGGGAGUGAUUAGGAAGAACCUGAUACAUGGAGAAAUUGUAUGCAGGUGCUAUUUGUCAGGGAUGCCCAAACUGAAAAUAUCCAUCAAUAAGAUACUGAACAAAGACCCUCAAUUUAUGUCAAAUUCCAGCUUCCACCAGUGUGUCUCACUAGAUUCCAUAAACACAAUUGAAAAAGAGGAAGAAAAGGAUGAUGAUGAUGAUGAUGAUGCUGGUUCGCAGGCCGCAACAGAUGCAAGAGAAAUCGAAUUUGUACCGCCGGAUGGCGAAUUUGUCCUUUGCCAAUACGAGUUGAAGAGGCAUGUAAAGGAUGCGCCGAUGAUAAAAUUGAAAGGUUUUGAGAUCAAACCUAAACUGAAGAAAUUCAAAAUCCAAAUUGUAACCAAAAUUCAAACAAAUUUCAAACCGACCAAUUCAACAUCGAAGCUCAACGUUAAGAUCCCGCUGACAAAGGUCUUCCAGGAAUAUAAAAUAGACCUCAGCAAGCAAAUUAGGUUCAAGGCCAACAUCGGCAAGGUCGUGUUUAACUUGAGUGACGAUUUUCUUCUAUGGGAGAUACAAACCAUGAAGGGUCACCGGGAACAUAGUACGAACAAUGCCUCACAAGAUAAAAACGACGAAGAUGACCCGAAUACGUGUGCAUCCAUGGUAGCGGAGUUUCCCCUCUUUAAUCAAGAAGAAUAUGACCGUUUGCAAGAAGAAAUGAAAACCUCAAUGAAUCCUCCACCCCUGCGUACGGGACCAAGGCUGGAGGAAUUAUAUAGACAAGUCCACGACCAACAAACUGCCCACGUUACUCCUCGAGAUAAGUUAGUCAACAUUGAUUUCGAGAUUCCGUACUGUACAUGUAGCGGCCUGAAAGUUGAGUACUUGAAGGUCGAAGAGCCGCAGUUGCAGUACCAGUCCUUCCCCUGGGUCAGAUACAAGACCAUCAGCGACGAGGAGUACGCAUAUAUUGUCUGA
This is a messenger RNA of Saccharomyces paradoxus, 1827 nucleotides long. RefSeq names its product Apm2p (gene APM2). Gene Ontology annotation, biological process: intracellular protein transport; clathrin-dependent endocytosis. The record is from RefSeq and is a predicted model, not a curated record. Gene Ontology annotation, molecular function: clathrin-cargo adaptor activity. Gene Ontology annotation, cellular component: cytoplasmic vesicle; AP-2 adaptor complex. Bases 1 to 1827 code for a protein of 608 amino acids. NCBI's taxonomy places the organism in Eukaryota, Fungi, Ascomycota, Saccharomycetes, Saccharomycetales, Saccharomycetaceae. The transcript has a single exon.